Molecule: messenger RNA, 153 nt
Organism: Chaetomium globosum CBS 148.51
Lineage: Eukaryota; Fungi; Ascomycota; Sordariomycetes; Sordariales; Chaetomiaceae
Exons: 2
Coding region: 1-153 (50 amino acids)
Source: RefSeq, a predicted model, not a curated record
AUGUCCGAAAAUCUGGCUGCGAGCCGUGAUAUCCUGCAUCCCAAACUCUCGGUCGAGAGUAGGGAGCAAGAAUGGCCAGGCGGUGCUGGCCAUCAGUCCAAGGUCGAGGGCAGGGUUGCUGAGCCGAGCUCAUUCCAGAAACAUCGGCUGUAA